Molecule: messenger RNA, 5926 nt
Organism: Corythoichthys intestinalis (scribbled pipefish)
Lineage: Eukaryota; Metazoa; Chordata; Actinopteri; Syngnathiformes; Syngnathidae
Product: zinc finger protein 585A-like
Exons: 6
Coding region: 324-3698 (1124 amino acids)
Biological process (GO): regulation of transcription by RNA polymerase II
Cellular component (GO): nucleus
Molecular function (GO): DNA-binding transcription factor activity, RNA polymerase II-specific
Source: RefSeq, a predicted model, not a curated record
ACUGUCUUUUCAAUCUGGCAACCCCAUUUUGGUUCGCGACAUAGCCGCGCUGGAGUUGCAGUUCUUCGUGUCAUCUUCGAACCAAAGGCGCUCCUUUCAAAGCAUUCUUAUCGGAUAAGUAUCGAAAUAAUCACACACCAGGUCCCGGAGAUAGAAGUGUGUCUGAAAAAGGACAAGCGAAGUGGUUAAGCUACAUCUCCCCUGCAGACCUCACUGGCCAAUCCAUUGCAACGGUUCCUGCGUUAAGUGACUACUUUGGGAGCGAAGAUCUUCACUCUGAGAAGCACGAUACCGCUCACGUCAAAAAGGAGUCUUAAUCGGCGAUGCCGCACAUCAAACAGGAGGUGGAGCCAGGGACCGCCUGCAUUAAAAAAGAAGAACAUGAAAAUGAAAUUCCCAAGUUUCCGAUGACUGUCAUUGUGAAGAGCGAAGAAGAUGAAGGUCCAAGCGAAGAGAGCGGUGCAGCGAAACCUUCCAGCGACUGCUCAUUUCAACACCCGACAACAAAAGAGACGGAGCAGCUGUUUGUCGAGCUGGAGCUCAUCGAAAUCGAAAAAGAAUUGCUUUUACUCCAAAUGUUGAAACGCAGGAGAUGCAGAAAACGUUUGCGGAGGUGGUCUGUCGGACCACUGGACGAGUCGAGGCAGAGAACGGACGUCACUGUAGAAGAUCCCCCUGAGAACCACGAUCCCCCCCACGUUAAAGAGGAGGAGGAGUCGGAGAUGCCGUACAUCAAACAGGAGGCGGAGCCUGAAACCUCCUACAUUAAAGAAGAACAGGAAGAUGAAAUCUACAAAUUUCCAAUGACUGUCAUUGUGAAGAGAGAAGAUCAAGGUCUAAGCAUUCAACAUUCGAGCGACAACUUGUUUCAACGCUGGACAAGAAAAGACAACACUGUUGAAGAUCUUCACCCUGAAGAGCACGAUCCCGCCCACGUCAAACAGAAGAUGGUGAUGGCGUUCAUCAAGCAAGAGGCAGAGCCAGAGAACCCCUGCAUGAAAGAAGAAAAGGAAGAUGAAAUCCCUGAGUUUCCAAUGACUAUCAAUGUGAAGAAUGAAGAAGAUGACGUUCCAAGUGAAAAGAACAGAACAGCAAAACCUAGUGACAGCUCAUUUCAACACCUGACAACAAAAGGUGAGGGACGUUCUCAAUCGGGCGGCUUCUUAGCUCCGCUCACGGACAGUGACGACAUACCAUCCCACUUUUCUGACAUUGACACUAAUGAGGAGGAUGUUGACCUUGACCAAAAGUCAUCAUUGAAAAGAAACGCAAAAGAAUACGUGGGUGGAAGACCUUUUCCCUGCUCACAUUGCGAUAAAAGGUUUGGUCUUAAGAAACGGUUAAUAAUACACACACGUAUACACACUGGAGAAAAACCUUUUCUCUGUACAGUUUGUGGUAAAAGAUUCACCCAAAAGGGGAAUUUAAAAUUACACACAAGAACACACACUGGAGAGAAGCCUUUCGCGUGCUCAUUUUGCGAUAAGAGAUUCUCUCGUAAGCAUCUGUUGACAAGACACAUGCUUACACACACUGGAGAAAAGCCUUUUGUCUGCACAUGUUGUGGUCAAAGAUUCACUCAAAAGGAAGAAUUAAACAGUCACGCAACAAUGCACUCUGAGGAGAAACCUUUCGCCUGCACACUUUGCAAUGAAAGAUUUUGGUGGAAGCGAGAAUUAACAACACAUACAAGAAUACACACUGGAGGAAAACCUUUUGCCUGCUCGGCUUUUGGCGAACGACACAGCGGGGAGAAACCAUUCGCUUGCACCUUUUGCGAUAAAAGAUUCGCCGUGAAGGGAAAAUUACACAGUCACACGAGAAAACACACCGGAGAGAAGCCUUUUGCCUGCUCACUUUGCGAUAAAAGAUUUUCUUGGAAGCAACAGUUAACAAUGCACACGCGUACACACACCGGGGAGAGACUUUUUGCCUGCACAUUUUGUGGUAAAAGAUUUUUCAGCAGGGGAAGCUUAAACAGACACACAAGAAAACACACAGGAGACAAGCCUUUUUCAUGCUCAGUUUGCGAUAAAAGAUUUCAUUGGAAGCAUCAAUUAAUAAUACACACAAGAACACACACUGGAGAAAAACUUUUUCUGUGCUCAGUUUGUGGGAAAAGGUUCUUCACGAAGGCUGAAUUAAAAAGUCACACAAGAACACACACCGAGAAGUCUUUCGUCUGCACAAUUUGCGAUAAAAGAUUUUCUUGGAAGCAUCAGUUAACGAGACACAUCCGUACACACACUGGAGAAAAGCCUGUUCCCUGCACUUAUUGUGGUAAAAGAUUCAUCGACAAAGGAACUUUAGACCGACACACAACAACACACACUGGAGAGAAACCUUUCGCGUGCUCAUUUUGCGAUAAGAGAUUUUCUCGUAAGCAUCCGUUAACAAGACACAUGCUUACACACUCUGGAGAAAAGCCUUUUGUCUGCACAUGUUGUGGUCAAAGAUUCACUCAAAAGGGAGAAUUAAACAGUCACGCAAGAACGCACUCUGAGGAGAAACCUUUCGCCUGCGCACUUUGCAAUAAAAGAUUUUCGUGGAAGCGAGAAUUAACAACACAUACAAGAAUGCACGGUGGAGAAAAACCUUUUGCUAGCUCGGCUUGUGGCGAACAAUGCACCAAUAAGGAAGAAUUAAAAAGUCACCCGACAAAACACAGCGGGGAGAAACCAUUUGCUUGCACUUUUUGCGAUAAAAGAUUCGCUGAGAAGGGAAAAUUAAGCAGUCACACGAGAAAACACACCGGAGAGAAGUCUUUCGCCUGCUCACUUUGCGAUAAAAGCUUUGCUUGGAAGCAACAGUUAACAAUACACACGCGUACACACACCGGGGAGAGACUUUUUGCCUGCACAUUUUGUGGUAAAAGAUUCUUCAGCAGGGGAAGCUUAAACAGACACACAAGAAGACACUCCGGAAUCAAGCCUUUUCCAUGCUCAGUUUGCGAUAAAAGAUUUCAUUGGAAGCAUCAAUUAAUAAUACACACAAGAACACACACUGGAGAAAAACUUUUUCUCUGCUCAGUUUGUGGUAAAAGGUUCUCUCAGAGGGAGAAAUUAAAAAGACACUCCUUAAAACACACCGGGGAGAAACCUUUCGCUUGCUCAUUUUGCGACGAGAGAUUUUGCAGGAAGCAACAGUUAACAGCACACACGAGUGCGCAUACUGGAGAAAAGUCUUUUGCAUGCACAUUUUGUGACAAAGUAUUCGCCGACAACUGUAACUUAAAUAUUCACACCAGAAGACACACCGGGGAGAAGCCUUUUCCCUGCUCAUUUUGCGACAAGAGAUUUUGUACAAAGCAACAGUUAACGAGACACAUGUAUACUCACACUGGAGAAAAGCCUUUUGCCUGCCCAGUUUGUAGUAAACGUUACACCACAAAGGACAAUUUAAGAUAUCACUCCUUAAAACACACCAACGAGAAACCUUUCGCUUGCUCAUUUUGUGACGAAAGAUUUUGUCGGAAGCAUCAACUGACGACACACACGAGCAAGCACACUGGAGAAAAGCCUUUUCCCUGCUCAGUUUGUAGUAAAAGUUUCAUCACGAAGGUAGGAUUAAGCAAUCACGCAAGAACACACAGCGGAGAAAAACCUUUUGUUUGCGCUGUUUGCGGUCAAACUUUUUCCUUAAAAAUAACCCUACGAAAACACACUAAAACACACUCUACAGAGACACUUUUUUCCUGAGCGGCUUGCGAGAACAAUACUUUUGAUUCCUCGCAAUUUCGCGCUUCAAAAUUUGCACCCUCUGUCCAUCGCUGAUUUUUUUUUUUUUUUCAAUAAAAAAAAGAAUACAGAUGAGCUGUCCCGAUCCGAUUAAGUAGUCUCACUCUCCCUCCUGCUGCUUUUCGUUGUCCGGCAGUGCACUGGAGUUGCUUAUUAAAGUUAACGAUGAUUGACAGGCGUUAAGGUUUGAUCUUGCCAGAGAUGCUUGGAAACCGAAACUUCAAAGCGCCGCAUGCAUCAAUCAUUGUUUAGCUUGUUAAGCACUUGCUGUUGCAACUCAUUUUGCGUAAGUGAGAAGCUUGUGCGGAUUUGAGUGGACUUUAUGAAGCAUUUAAUAAAGACAAGCAUUUUUCCAUGUUAUUCUUGUUUAAAAAUAACUCUGUAGGACAGUAACAUGUUCAAAACUUAUCAUAAUUAUUACAUUUGAAGUGGUUAAAACUAUUUAUCAUAAUAUAUGUAUGUAUUUAUAUAUGUAUAAAUACAUAUUUUAUAUAUACUUUGGGGGGGAAAAGGAAAAAAAAUGUCUCCAAUGCUAAAUCUGAAUAAAUACAUUGAAUACACAAUUUUUUUAAUCUUUUUUAUUUUGGGGGAGGGGUGCUACUUAGCAGUUUUUCACUAUCGAGGUGUGUUCUGGUCCCCAUUAACUGCGAAAAUUGAGGGAUCAAUGUAUUCCUCUUAGUCAUAUUUAGUCAUCUUUGUCUAGUUUUUGUCAACGUUUACUGGGAAAAAGCAAAGGAGAAUCAGACUAACGGGAGAAGGAUGACUUCUUUGGAAAAAACUUAUGACUAUUAAUUGUCUCGUGUUUUGACCUACUUUGGUAGUUGUUGUACUUUAGUAAUGUAAGACUUUAAGACUGACUUAUCUGAUGCUAUAUACUUUGAUUUUUCCUGGGUAAUUGGAGGACAAACAGUGAGUCAGAGUGUACUUCCGCCAGCUCUGAUUGGUUGGCUUUGUGGCACAUUUGUAACGUGUGUGCCAAACUAAGCGCGCAGGGGUCAAGGAAUUGAGCGAGACAGGUAGGGGAGAAGUGAGCUGGUAAAACUAACAUGCAAACACAAUUAUGAAGCACAUAUUUUUUUAUAUAUAUAUUUUUUCUGUGUUCAAAAUCUGUCAUUGCUUGCUUGAAAUGUUUAAUUCCUCACUCGAUAUAUUUUUCUGUGCUCAAAAUCUACCAUUGCUCGCUCAGAACUAUUGCACAAAUAUAAUUCUGCACAUCUGCAGCCAGUCUUUCCCAUUCUCAGAGCAUUUACAGGUCACUUUCUGUUGAGUAUGAGUCACCGCCAAUUCAUUUGGGGGGUCUUGUGUCAUAUCCUGUUCUGUAACCCAAAAGCCAAUAAAUGCCCCAAAAAUCAACGGCAAGCGACCCAGAAAUGCUCCAAAAUCAACAGGAAGUGACUGAAAAUCGACAGCAAAUGCCUGAAAUGCCCCCAAAAUUAAACUCAUUGGAUGCCAUUGAUCGCCAUUAGACAUCAGAUCCGUUUAAAGUGGGAAGGAUGGCAGCGAAUCAUUUGCUGCCGCCCUCCGAGUUCAAAUGAAUUGAACGUCUACGAUUGAUAAUUCAAUUCACAGAAGCUUGUUUUUCUGUUUUAUUACUUGUUUAGUAAAAUAUUGGAGAAUGAUUCUCCGACCUAUGCAUCGAAAAUUGUUCAUCCGCAAUAUUGUGUCAUCCGCAAUAUUGUGAGAUCGUUAUCGUGAACUUUGUAUCUCAAAUCGUAGGGUGCUAAAUCAAGGCCAAAAGUAUUGUAAUCUGAAAAAAAAUUGAAACUUCAAUUCAAUUUUAUUUGUAUAGCCCUGGAUCACAACAACAUUGUCUCAAAGGGCUUACGAACUGUUUUAGUUUACUUGAAUCUUUCAAAACUUUUCAUUUACAAAGUUGAUAUUUUCAAGUUCAAAUAUUAACUUUAUUAUCACCUUCAGAUUUUCACUUUCGGAUUUUAUUUCAAAGCUUUUGGCUUGGGGGGGUGGCCUCAACGAGAGGCGUUUUGGCAUGUGAGAGCCUAUCAAAGCAACCCCAAAUGAUCAGGAAAUGUGGGUCCUUUGAAGGAUGAUGACUCCACACCCUCUCUCCACUUUUUUUUUCUUGAAACCUGUAGAUCAUUCUAGAUUGAUAGAUACCACAUUUCUGGAUUAUACUGUUGAUUGUAAAGAACUUUGAAUUGCCUUGGACAUGAAAUGUGCUAUAUGAAUAA